Molecule: messenger RNA, 5589 nt
Organism: Pristis pectinata (smalltooth sawfish)
Lineage: Eukaryota; Metazoa; Chordata; Chondrichthyes; Rhinopristiformes; Pristidae
Gene: adgrb1a
Product: adhesion G protein-coupled receptor B1a
Exons: 33
Coding region: 101-4855 (1584 amino acids)
Biological process (GO): engulfment of apoptotic cell; adenylate cyclase-activating G protein-coupled receptor signaling pathway; negative regulation of angiogenesis
Cellular component (GO): dendrite; postsynaptic density; plasma membrane
Molecular function (GO): G protein-coupled receptor activity
Source: RefSeq, a predicted model, not a curated record
UCAUCUGCUGGUGUCUUUCUGUAAAAGUCGGUCCUGUUAUGUCCAUGAUCUGGGCUGUUGCUGCUAUUUCUUUGGCGCUUCUUGGGAUAACCGACCUAGGAUGAGGAUCACUGAUUCCGCGGUGAUUGUGAUUUUAGCCGCCGCGCUGUGGACCGUCAGCGGGUUUGACGCCGGGCAAGCCCCUUGUACCACUCUGGUCCAGGGGAAACUAUUCGGCUACUUCUCCUCUUCAAUGGUCUUUGCUUCCAACAACUCAGUCUGCUCCUGGAUUAUCCAAAACCCCGACCCGAGGAGAUACACGCUGUACAUGAAGGUAGCCAAGACCAGUAAUAUCUGCGAGAGACAUCAAAUACGCACCUAUCAGUACGAUUCCUUUCUGACAAGCACCCGCACCUACUUGGGCAUGGAGAGCUUCGACGAAGUGCUGAGGCUCUGCGACUCCACGGUCCGUUAUGCCUUCCUUCAGUCCAGCAAGCAGUACCUGCAGAUGAAGCAGGUUUCAGGGGGAGUCAGUGGCCGGGCAAAGGGGAGAGGUGGCAGGAUCAAGGACAAGGAGUUCUCGGCCGAAUAUUUAGUGGUGGGGAACAGAAACCCCAGCAAAGGGGCUUGCCAGAUGCUCUGCAAGUGGCUGGAGACCUGCCUGACCAUCAGUACCAGCGCCCGUCCCUGCGGCAUCAUGCAAACCCCUUGCCACUGCUCCAGGGCCGAGAGCAUGGGUCAGUCCACCGAAAUGUUGGGCUUGAAUAAAAAGGGAGACAGCUGCUUGAAAGACGGCGUCUACUUGGAGCAUUGCAUCAAGAAUCCCAAAGACAGCAUCGAUGCGGAUUCCCCCGGUGGCUGGAAAGCCUGGUCGUCUUGGGGUGACUGUACCAAGUCGUGUGGGGGUGGAUUGCAGACCCGAAGCAGGACCUGCCAUUCCCAGUUAGAGGAAGGGUUUGUUUGUGAAGGAAUUUCAGAAGAAGGAAGAUUAUGCAAUAAACAGCCUUGUAAUACAUAUGGACGCUAUAGUUCCAGAAGCCAAUCACUGAGGUCAAUAGACUACAGGAAACAUCAAGAUGUUGACGGUUUCCAUCGCUAUGGAUACUCCUUAUCUCAGACUGUCCACGGUGUCUGGGAAGAAUGGUCACCAUGGAGCUUGUGCUCUUCCACAUGUGGUAGGGGUCACCGAGAUCGCACCCGUUCCUGUAUACAGCCCCAGUUUGGAGGGAAUCCUUGUGAAGGACCUGAGAAGCAAACAAAGUUCUGCAACAUUGCACUCUGUCCUGUGGAUGGGAACUGGAAUGAUUGGUCAAGCUGGAGUCAGUGUUCCACCACCUGUUCAAAUGGGACUCAACAGCGGACAAGGGAAUGCAAUGGUCCUUCCUUUGGAGGAGCUGAAUGCCAGGGCUACUGGUCUGAAAAUAGGCCUUGCUUUCCAAGGCAGUGUCCAGUGGACGGAAAAUGGCAAAAAUGGACCAGUUGGGAACCAUGCACCAAAAGUUGUGAUGGUGGAACACAGCUUAGAGUGAGGGUCUGCUCUGGACCGUUUUACGGAGGACUACAGUGUGAUGGACCUCAAGAGGAAUAUAGAUUGUGCAAUGACAAAAAAUGUCCAGAACCUCAUGAAUACUGUCAGGAGGAAAAUUACAACUCAAUGGUAUGGACAAAGACAGCAGCAGGCGAGUCUGCAGUGGUCAGCUGCCCACCAAGUGCUGCAGGAAUAAUCCUGAGAAAUUGUCUCCUAGAUGAUGAGGGAAUCGCAUUUUGGGAACCUCCAAGCUUUACCAAAUGUGUUUCCAAUGACUACCAGAUGUUGCAGUCAGAGACAAGGGAACACCUGUCUAAGGCCCAGCGAGGGCUAAUCGGUGAUGGAGUAUCAGCAAUUAUACGAAAGCUGGCAGACACUUCCGAGGGAGGAACCAGCUACAGUGGAGACAUCCUAGCCUUAAUUGACAUUUUGAAGAACAUGACAGAAAUCUUCCGUAGGACUUAUUACACUCCCGUCUCUGGAGAUAUCCAGAAUUUUGUUCAAAUAGUGAGCAAUUUAUUAUCAGAAGAAAAUAGACCAAGAUGGAAAGAAGCUCAGCUGACUGGACCAAACUCAAAGGAAGUGAUGCAAACUGUUGAGAAUUUUAUUGACGUUGUUGGUUUUCGAAUGAAUGAUUUCAGGGACUCCUAUCUCGUCACUGAAAAUCUAGUGAUAUGCAUUUAUAAACGCCCAGCCAAUGGGGCUACAGAUAUCAAUUUCCCCAUGAAAGGAUGGAGAGGGAUGGUUGACUGGGCGAGGAAUUCUGAAGAUAAAGUCACUAUUUCAAGAAGCAUAUUUUCCAAGGGGGGAUCAACAGAACCGGAUGAUUCUUCAGUUUAUGUGAUAGGAACUGUCCUCUACAGAAACCUGGGGACAUUUCUGGAUCUUCAAAGAAAUGCCACAGUGCUGAAUUCAAAGAUAAUCUCUGUUAUUAUAAAGCCUUCUCCAAAAUCUUUAUCCAGCCCUUUGGAAAUUGAAUUUUCUCAUCUAUACAAUGGCACCACAAACCAGUCAUGCAUUGCAUGGGAUGAGACAGACACUCUUGGCGUACAUGGGGUCUGGUCGAGCCGCGGCUGCAAGACGUUCCCCAUCGACUCGUCACGUACAAAAUGCAAGUGUGACCGACUCUCCAGGUUCGCCAUUUUGGCUCAGCUCUCUCCAGAUUCGAACAUGGACAAAGUGAUUCUACCUUCAGUCACUCUGAUCGUUGGUUGUGGAGUUUCCUCAUUGACUCUCCUGUUGUUAAUAAUAAUUUAUGUAUCUGUCUGGAGGUAUAUACGGUCAGAGCGGUCAGUAAUUUUAAUAAACUUCUGCCUGUCAAUCAUUUCAUCAAAUGCACUCAUCCUGAUAGGACAAACUCAGACAAGAAAUAAAGUGAUCUGUACCCUUGUCGCAGCAUUUCUGCAUUUCUUCUUCCUGUCAUCAUUCUGCUGGGUCCUGACAGAGGCCUGGCAGUCAUACAUGGCCGUCACAGGAAGAUUGCGAAACCGAAUCAUUCGGAAGCGUUUUCUUUGUCUUGGAUGGGGACUUCCAGCCCUUGUUGUGGCAACAUCUGUUGGAUUCACCAAAUCGAAGGGAUAUGGCACAGUAAAUUAUUGCUGGCUUUCCUUGGAAGGUGGUCUCCUCUAUGCCUUUGUUGGACCUGCAGCCGUUGUUGUUUUGGUGAACAUGGUUAUUGGCAUUCUGGUAUUUAACAAACUUGUUUCGAAAGAUGGAAUAACAGAUAAGAAACUGAAGGAACGGGCAGGUCAGAUGACAGUUCCCCUUUACGGUAUGGCGCUCAAAUGUUCCAAGUGUGGAGUUAUAUCUUCAGCUGAAGUAUCGGCUACAGUCACCAGUAAUGCCAUGGCAUCUCUUUGGAGCUCUUGUGUUGUUCUCCCACUUUUAGCUCUGACUUGGAUGUCUGCCGUUUUGGCCAUCACAGAUCGAAGAUCAGCCCUCUUUCAAAUCCUCUUUGCUGUCUUUGACUCUUUGGAAGGCUUUGUCAUUGUAAUGGUCCACUGCAUUUUGAGAAGAGAGGUUCAGGAUGCAGUGAAGUGUAGAGUUGUAGAUCGUCAAGAAGAGGGGAAUGGAGACUCUGGGGGAUCAUUUCAAAAUGGACAUGCACAGUUAAUGACUGACUUUGAAAAGGAUGUAGAUAUGGCAUGCAGAUCAGUUUAUCAAGGUGAAGGAUGUCAGCGCUGGGGAGUGGAUCACUUUUCUACUUUGAGAAAGCAGUGUCAGGAUCAAGCACUCCCAGUUUUAAAUAAGGAUAUCAAUGCGGUCAGAACAGGAACGCUCACAGGAACACUGAAGCGCUCGAUGGUCCAUGAAGAUGACAUGAAAAUGAAAUUCAGCCAUCAGAAGUUAUCUGGCUUCUCAAGUCUUCCAGCAAAUGUGUCGAAAAUGCAUCUCCAGGGAUCGCUGAACUAUCCAGGAUCAUUAAACAUGAAUGAGUUUAGCGACCACACCUUGAAAAUAAAUAAGAGUGAACAACCAAAAUCAAUAUAUAUAUGUGACGGUGACAUUUUCAAGCAGUUAGACUCAGAACUAGCACGAGCACAGGAACCAGUGAUAGAUACUAACUAUGUUAUUCUGCCCACCAAUACCUCAACCCUGAGGGCCAAACCAAAAGACGAAAGCAAAUAUAACAUUAACAUUAGUCAACUGCCCCAGACUAGACUUAUUCAUCUCAAUGCAGACAGUGGGUUUUGUGCAAAAAACACCCCAAUGGAUCGCAUCAAUAUUUCUUGCAAUGAAAGGGCUUCUCCUGGCCACCAGACACAGAGUGCUACAAACGAAGCCCAACCUCCCAAUAACCUGUGCGAUGCAGGUGAUUCAGGGAACUCGGGGAUGGUGUCCAAAAGCGAGACAGUUUCUACACUAUCCACAAGUUCGUUGGAGAGCCCCAAAUCCCAGAAUAAUCCUAGUCGCUCCUCCCUGAACUCUCUCCAAUGUGUCAGUGUACCAUUGAAGAGAAGAAAAUCUAGAUAUGCUGAAUUAGACUUUGAGAAAAUAAUGCACACAAGGAAACGGCAUCAGGACAUGUUUCAGGAUCUAAACAGGAAACUUCAGCAUGCUGAGAAAGAUAGAGAAUCUCCAACAGUAGACAACAAAGCAGUGAAACGAUGGAGUGUUUCAUCAGCAGGAAGUGAUAAAGCCAGUCUCAAUCAGCAGGAGAAGCAGACUCCAAUCAAGCGGCCUUGGGAAGGGAUCCGAAAAAUACAAUCUCCACCCACAUGGAUAAAAAAGGAACUGGAUCCCACUCAACAGUCUCCCUUAGAAAUGAGAACAGUGGAAUGGGAGAAAACAGGAGCCACGAUACCACUUGGUGGACAGGACAUCAUUGACCUUCAGACUGAAGUCUGAUCUGAGGAGCGACCUUUUUUUUAAAUUUUAAAACAGAUUGGUUUCUUUUGAAACCUUAUACAGUACAGAUAUCUUGUUCUCAGAGAGAUAUUGUUUUAAACCUUGUGAUGCAGUCAGCGUCGUGUUGUCUCACUGCGGUGAGAAAACACGCUAGCGAACACAGUACUCGUAGUCCAGAAACUCUUAUCAAAGACAGUAAUGGGCAAAAAUAUAUAUAUAUAUAUAUAAAUAUAUAUAUAAAUAUAUUAAAAAACAAGUAACCAGUUUAGUGUUGAUUGCUUGAUAUGCAAGCAUUUUUUGCAUCAAAAUUUAAUGGCAUUUUCUUGUCAUAUUGUGUAUUAUAUUAAAAAAAGAAAUUUCGAACAGUAAAUACAAUGAACAUACUUAAAAACUGUGAUGUACCUGUCAAGAUUUUAGAUAUAUAAAUUGAAAGCACAAGGCCUUGGCUGCCCUGCUGUAUAAUAUGUAAUUAUGACACUUAUUGACUUUUAGCUUAAAUAUCUUUCUACUGUGUUUAAUUUUCCUGUUAAGUUAACAAACUUUAACAGUGUUAUGUACAAUAACAGAGUAAAGCUAAUGUUAUGCCAUGUGUUUAAUAAUCGUUGACCUACAAGAUUCUACUUUUAUGGUUGGUUAAACUGGUUCUGGUUUCCUAUAUCCAUGUUUGUCAGUUUUCUGUACAGUUUUCAGAGCACAAAAUGAAUGUGUCCUUUCUAAUAAAAAUGUAAACUAUA